CGAGACACCAAAAACAUUUCAAAUUUCAAAACUAACGAAUACUCUAGGUCGACCGUUGGUGCAGGCGGUUCGUCCCGUGAGUUUCAACGACUCAAACCCGGCCCCCACAUCUCCAAAGAUUGUCCGAUCUCUCUCUCUCUCUCUCUCCCCCAUCGUCUCUGUGUGUGUGUGUGUGUGUGUGUUUGUUACUUUGUUUGUUUCUGUGUUGCCCUGAAUCGAUCAAAAUAAAGCUGCAGAAAUUUCGUCAGGAACAAAAUUUUGAAGAAAAGGAUAGGAAAGACGGAAAGGCCAUGAGACGCCAUGGCUGGCAACGACCUCUCCACCCUUUACAGAUAGUGGGAAUGGCAGUUUACAGUUUUCUGGUGGUGGCCUUCUAUUGCUUCCUGGGGCUUUUCCUAGGAAAUAGAAUUGCAGAAACCACAGUCACGACAAUCUUCUCCUUUUUGGCCCUUUCAGUGAUGUUUCUGUUUAUAAGGUGUACAGCAAUCGACCCAUCUGACAAAACCCAUAUCAGAAAGAAGAAUAGAAGAUCCAAAUCAAAAUUUCUGCUGAAUGUAAGUUAUGGCUUUAUAUUAAGCCAGAUUAUCUCAAGGUUUUUCAGAAGAUUGGAGCGCAAGAUCCUUAGAGCUUUUAUAAGGAGGAAAUACUUGGAUUCUUGGCAAUCCAGUGGUCAAAUGGAGCCCUUGCUCCCUUUUCCCCUUGUCAUGAACGAUGACGCCAUUGCACCAGAUCCCCGAGAGGAUGACAUCUCAUUUUGCUUGCUUUGUGAUUUUGAGGUAAAAAAGCACAGCAAGCACUGUAGAACCUGCAAUCGGUGCGUCGAAGGGUUUGAUCACCACUGCAGGCUCACAAUAGAAGGGGGAACUGCUGUUGCCAUUUUUGUUAGAUGCUUUGCAGAUAAAAAAGGGGUUGAACGCGAGCUGGAGAAGAAACUCUACGUAGAGUUUCCCAGAGGAGUACUUGCAGCAAUAUCUGUCUUUUUAGUUCUUCUUACAGCAUACAGUUUAGCAGCGCUGGGACAACUUUUCUUCUUUCAUGUGGUUCUCAUCCGAAAGGGAAUGAGAACGUAUGACUACAUAUUAGCAAUGAGAGAGGAAAAUCAGACCAUGGAACUAGAAUCAGUUGAUGAUUCAGAUUCCUCUUCAGACGAGAGCAUCGACUCUGAUUCUCCUGAAAAACCUACAUUUGUCUCUCGGUUUAUAUGCAGAAAACCACGAAUAAAUCAGAGCACUCCUAAAUUAUCCAUAAGAAUCGAUGGAGAACCUGAACCUCGGACCUUUACUAAGAAGCAAGCAUUCCGUGCAAGCAUUGACCCGUGGAAAUUAAUAAGCAUGAGCAGAGACAAAGCAAUAUUAGCAGCUGAGAAGGCCAGAGAAAGGCUUAUGAAAAAGGAACCUGUAGUGGGACAUGAUUCACUGAAGCCACUUCCCUUGGAGACCAAAAGUGGACCAUUGUUGAAUUCAAAUAGAAAUGUGGCUGGUGCGGGGUCUGGCGUGACACCUCUAAUUUCCAUGGGCAGGGUUCCAGGAUCCCCAGGACAGUUCUCGAGCCCAAGAAGAAGAUUUUCCAGUUCUCCGAUCAUGUUAUCCAGUUCAGCAGCAACACCAAAGCAAAAGUAUAGAAGUAAUUUUGAUUUGAAGUUAACGGAGGUCUCCAGGGAGCUUGAGACUUACAUUUCAAGGCAGGUACUAUGCUCACUUGUAAAGAAGGAUGGCAGUGAAGCAUCCCCAAGAUAGGCUUCGCAAAGUCUCAGCCUUUGAGAAAGAUUGGUUGCUUUAAUGUGUAUUUUUUAUUAAUAUUACAAACUGAGAUACAAUUGACACAUACAUGUCAUCUCCCUUCUCUCAACAAUUUACAGCCAGUGGAUUGUACUUGUCGUUUCUCUACUCAACAAUUUACAGCGAGAAAAGAAACAUCUAAACCACA
Rhododendron vialii is the source of this 1926-nucleotide messenger RNA. Its product is annotated as protein S-acyltransferase 18. Gene Ontology annotation, biological process: protein targeting to membrane; peptidyl-L-cysteine S-palmitoylation. Bases 291 to 1736 code for a protein of 481 amino acids. The transcript has 8 exons. NCBI's taxonomy places the organism in Eukaryota, Viridiplantae, Streptophyta, Magnoliopsida, Ericales, Ericaceae. Gene Ontology annotation, molecular function: protein-cysteine S-palmitoyltransferase activity. Gene Ontology annotation, cellular component: Golgi apparatus; endoplasmic reticulum. The record is from RefSeq and is a predicted model, not a curated record.